AUGCCAAACCGCAGUUCCACCGUACCCAACCUCGAUCUGAGCUCGUUCAGAACAGAGUCGAAAAAGGACAAGAUCUCUUCACCCUUGACGCCGAAUGACCAGAGCUCCGACGGACCGAGUCCCCUGACACCUCGCUCGCCUAAGUCAGCAUCCAGCUCCCCGCUGUUCAAAGGCGCAACCAUCCGCCCUGUCACGCAAGACUCGGGCAGCAAGGCAACCAGCCCUACGAUCCCGCUCUCUCCUGGCACAGCCACCACCGAGCCUCUGACACCAGGGAUUACAGCCAUUCCUCAACACUUCCCUUCCCCUAAAGACUCCAAACAUUCACGCGAUGCAUCGAAAUCCUUCUUCGGCACCCUCAAAGCACCCAAGUCAUCACAUAAGUCACACCGAUCGGAUAGCUCAGGGGACUCGACUGAGCCCCCUAAGAGUAGAGGUAGCUCCAGGGAGCGGAGGAUGACAAUGGCUGCGAAGUCGUAUGGAUCUACGCCUGAUCUUCUCGGUGCACUCGCGCACGCGAAUGAAACCGAAAAGACUAGUGAGCAUCUGUCUCUGCGCCCAUAUUCAUCCUAUCUAACAUGUCAUUCCACAGAUGGCAAUUCAGGCAAGAGCUCGCACCAAACAGAUACGAGAAAGGUUGGAACAGAUCCAGAUGCCGCUGCACCAAAGAAAAACAAACAACGAUUCGCAAAUCUUCUGACUCGGUCUCGCUCUAUCCGAGUCGAUGAAUCGGCUGGAAAUAGAGCAGCGGGUCGUCGACCCUCUACAGGCUUGGCUAAACUCGAAGAGUUCAACCAGGGCGCAACAGCGAGUCAACCCCGCUCAGCGACUGCGCGACCAGAACGAACCGUGCGGGGGGGGCUGCAGCCCCCCGAGCGCCCGGUAGACAACAAUCCCCUGCGCAAGGAGCGCAGUCAUGGCAAUAUGGUUGCAUCGGCCUCUUUGAGCCAAGUUUCCGGCGCCUCAGCCGCCAUUUUCAGCAACCUCAAAUCGUCUUCGAGCGGAGCCGCAGACCGAAUUGGCAAGGCUGGCAAGGGUUUCUUUGGCAAAAUAACCCGCAGUGGAAGCACAAAUGAGCGAGAAUUGAUCACAGACGACUUUUAUACAUGUUCGGUGAUCAAUCUCCCCCUUAUUGAGCAAGCGCGCAAGACACGCAUUGCGAAGAAACUUGAACACUGUCGAGACAAGACUGAGUUUUGGAUGCCCGCCUUGCCUUAUCGUUCGAUUGAUUAUCUGAACUUCAAGGGCUGCGAAGAAGAAGGCCUCUACCGAGUCCCCGGUAGCGGUCGAGAAGUGAAGCAUUGGCAGCGACGCUUCGAUACAGAACUUGACAUCGACCUUUUCGAAGUCCCAGAUUUAUACGAUAUCAACACAGUCGGAUCUCUGUUCAAAGCAUGGCUCCGCGAACUACCAGACGAGCUCUUCCCCAAGGCGACACAAACGAUGAUUGCCCAGCAGUGCGAAGGCGCCACAACAGCGCCACAACUCCUUAAAGACGAACUCUCAAAACUACCUCCAUACCACUACUACCUCCUCUUCGCCAUCACCUGUCACCUUAACCUUCUCCACUCCUACGUCGACCAGAACAAAAUGGAUUACCGCAAUUUGUGUAUCUGUUUCCAGCCCUGCAUGAAAAUCGACGCUUUCUGCUUCCAAUUCCUAGUCUGUGACUGGAAGAACUGCUGGCAGGGCUGUUGGACUGAAAAGGAGUAUCUUGAAAUAGAAAAGAAGAUGGACGAGCGCGACCAGAGGGUAUCAGAAGAAGCGGAGAAGGAGAUUGCCAGAGAGAAUCAAGAGCUUCCCCGUGAAAAGCAAGAAACUGCCAAAGGAAGGCAAGAGGCUGCUGCCAGUCAUGAGCGCGCCAUCUCAUCUUCUAGCAGCAGUGCUAGCGAGGAACCCCCUCGACCAGUGACCUCUCGAAGCAGAAAGGCCCCUCCCCGGAACAUCGAGAUCAAACAUGCUCGAAGUGUCUCUCAACUUCCUGAACUCGGCCCUCCCCUUUCUCCUAUCAAAAUCUGA
Molecule: messenger RNA, 2019 nt
Organism: Penicillium salamii
Lineage: Eukaryota; Fungi; Ascomycota; Eurotiomycetes; Eurotiales; Aspergillaceae
Source: the annotation of a GenBank genome assembly